Molecule: messenger RNA, 7311 nt
Organism: Monomorium pharaonis (pharaoh ant)
Lineage: Eukaryota; Metazoa; Arthropoda; Insecta; Hymenoptera; Formicidae
Gene: tna
Product: zinc finger MIZ domain-containing protein 1
Exons: 10
Coding region: 759-3365 (868 amino acids)
Biological process (GO): regulation of transcription by RNA polymerase II; protein sumoylation
Molecular function (GO): zinc ion binding; SUMO ligase activity
Source: RefSeq, a predicted model, not a curated record
ACCGGUUAUCGCCUUCAGUUGGCUCGUGGCUCGUGCGGAGCGUGGUCGUCGUGCUACCUGUGUGGCUCCUUCUUAUUCUCUCCGUAUCGGCCCGCACAUACCGUGUGUCGUCGUCGCGUCGUCGUCGCCGCGUCGUCGUCCUCGUCGCGUCUCGUAAUGUGCCUAUGACGAGGUGAUGAACGGCCGGCGUCGCAGUGUCGAGAGCGUCGCAGUGACAGUGCUCGUUCGUCCCGCCGUUGGACGAUGACGAUUAACGGAGCGAACAGCAGCAACGGCAGCAGCAGCAGUGGUCGCGCGAGGGAAAACAGUGUGCUCUGUGUGAUCUAGUGUACUACUUCCACUGUAAAUCUGUCCACCUGCGCGCACAACGUAUAUAUAUAUAUGCGCGUCGUGCGUACGCGUAUAUACACGCACGUGCUGCACAUACGUACUUGCGCGGAGUCGCCGAUCAUCAUAUACUUGGAUUACGCUUCGUCGCGCGCGCGGAGGAGAGAUUUCCUUCCUUCCUUCGCGGUCGCCUCUGCAGCAAGGAUAAUGCGAUACUGCAGUCGUCGCAGAGUGCGCCAAUAAGCCGCGCGUUCGCAUCUAUCUCGUAGAGAGAGGCGCUCUUUCUUCCUCUCAGGGGGAUCAGCGGUGGUGGAGCAACGCUAUUAACAACGGCGACGAUCGGCCUCGGAGCGCAGCCGUUAUCAUCCGGCUAUCAUAGCACAGUGCCACCCCAGAACGGAAGGGGUGGCUCGCCACUUCGUGUCGCGGCGAUGGUAGCAGCUGCCUCCGCUACGGCCACCGCCACUGCCAGCGUGGUGGCCAUGCAGGACCGCCAGGACAUCCCCUCGCAAUUCAAUCAGAUGCAGAGCCAACAUGGAAUACCCCACCAAACGUACAACGCGGGGUACGGCCAAAGAGGACCAAUGGCAGGAAUGGGGCCAGUCGGGAUGAACAAUUUUAACGGCAUGGGUACGAUGAGCCCGAUGCACACUAUGAAUUCCAUGAAUUCGAUGAACAGUAUGAAUGGCAUGAACUCCAUGAAUCCUAUGACAAUGGGAGGAAUGAACGGUAUGAACGGUAUGAGCGGUAUGAAUGCUAUGAGCGGAAUGACACCCAUGAACUCCAUGAGCAACAUGGGUAAUGUCGCCAUGAACAACAUGAUGGGACCCAACAACAUGCAAAUGAACAAGAUGCAGGCUCAGCCGCAUCAAGGCUACCCGCGGAGAUUAGCGCCUUAUCCGAACCCAGCCAUGCAUAUGGCGCAAAAGCGACAGCAAGUUCCGUACGCUGCUCAGAAUCCAGCGGCUAUGCAGCAGGGUUUCAACGGUAUGACGGCGGCGCCGAAUUACCCGAAUACCUAUCCCACCGGGGCGAGACCGAAUUUUCAGCAACAAUAUCAGUCUAUGCAAAGCAUGAAUCCCACGGCGGCCGGUUUUGGGCCCACUGCGAUGAUACGAGGGACGAAUAUGAGGCAAACGACACCGGCAUACAAUAACCCGUCUCAGACGGCCGCCGCGAAUCAAUAUGGCUACGGUAGUAACGGCGUUCCUGGUGUCUGCAUGGUUCCACCUACUUCGGUUGGCAACCAGUUCGUCGGUCAUCAGCCAAACACGGGAUACGGUGGCGGUAAUGCGUCAUACGGCGCGUCCGCUGUGGCAACCAGUCAAUACCAACAGGACGUGGUAUCGAUGAGAUCGACGAACGGAGGCAACAUGAAUUAUCAGCACAGUCCUAUCCCCGGCAAUCCGACGCCUCCGUUGACACCCGCCACUAGCAUGCCGCCUUACAUCAGUCCAAAUCCGGACAUCAAGCCUAAUUUCAACGAGAUGAAAUCGCCCGUCAACAUUCAGAAUGAUGAAUUGAGACUAACAUUCCCCGUAAGAGACGGUAUAAUUCUUCCACCUUUCCGCCUAGAGCACAAUUUGGCUGUUAGCAAUCAUGUGUUCCAACUGAAGUCCACGGUACAUCAAACGUUAGUGUGGCGAUCAGAUCUGGAGCUGCAGCUUAAAUGUUUCCAUCACGAGGAUAGACAGAUGAACACGAACUGGCCGGCGAGUGUGCAAGUUUCCGUUAAUGCGACUCCCCUCGUGAUCGAUCGCGGGGACAACAAAGCUUCCCACAAACCUCUCUACUUGAAGGACGUAUGUCAAGCAGGAAGGAACACAAUACAGAUUACCGUAUCCGCAUGUUGUUGUUCACAUCUAUUCGUACUUCAAUUGGUUCACCGACCCAGUGUGCGAAGUGUACUUCAUGGAUUACUACGUAAAAGGCUGUUGACGGCAGAACACUGUAUAGCAAAAAUCAAAAGAAAUUUCAGUAAUACGAUGUCAAACAAUAGCAUACAAUCGGAGAAAGAUGUAGUAGAACAAACAGCACAAAAGGUACUCUUAAAAUGUCCUAUCACCCACAAACGCAUUACACUGCCAGCCAGAGGACACGAAUGCAAGCAUAUACAAUGUUUCGAUUUGGAAUCGUAUUUGCAAAUGAAUUGUGAACGAGGAAACUGGAGGUGUCCAGUAUGCUCGAAAUCUGCACAGUUGGAAGGCUUAGAGGUCGAUCAAUAUAUGUGGGGCAUUUUGACUACAUGUGCGGAUGUUGACGAAGUGACGAUAGACUCGCUCGCUAAUUGGAAACCUGCGAAGAACUUAACUGGUAUUAAAUCCGAAGAAGAAAAUGAUUGUAAAAGAACGACCAAGGCCAUGUCGCCAGGCAGUAUGAAUAUGCCAACUAUGAACAAUUGGGAUAUGAAUCAAGCUAUGAGUCCUUACAUACCGCCCGAUAUGAACAGUAUUGUAAGUGGCUCGAUGAUGAAUAACACAUCUUCCACGUAUCCGAAUAACAGCAUAAACCACCGAAACACAUCUGGUGGAACGUACGAAAUAAACUCUGGGACGAAUACUAUUGGCAAUAAUGAUUAUGUCAGUGGAACGGGUCCGCUCUCGCAUUUAAACGAGUCUGUUAAUUCUUUAGAUCCUCUCAAUGCUAUGGAGAAAUCACUCAAUGACCAGAUGCCUCAUACCCCUCAUACGCCACACACUCCGCAAUCUACCCCUCACACGCCAGCUGGUGGUGCUAGUGGACCACCGAGUGUUCCGCCCGCGUCGCAAGAAUCCACGGGAAACCAUAACACCUCCGGCAAUACAACUAUAAAUAACGACACCGCAGCCGACAUACCAUCAGACUUAAAUUUUGAUCCCGCUGCAGUUAUAGACGGGGAAGGUACCGGCCAAGAGGCGUUAAAUCUCUUGCCAGACAAUGUGGAUGCAAUGGAACUACUUUCGUAUCUCGAUCCACCCGACCUAAACACUCCUCCUAGUAGCGGAGCUAGCAGUGGUAAUCCUUCCUCUAACGACGAUAUAUUGGCACUCUUUGAAUAAGAGAAAAAUAAUAUAAAAGGCGAGUGACUAUUUCAUAAAGAUGUAAUCAAACUGUGACCCUUCACUUUGUAAUAAAGUGAUGAACGGAAUGAACAUCCUGCUGCAAACGUUCUUUUAACUACAGUAUAUUUUCGUGCAAAUCCCGUAGAAUCCUAUGAUGAAUGAGUAAAAUUGAACGAAGUAUUCAAUUUUUGUCUCUGAUAGGAAAAUUCGAAAGUCUACUGUGUAUAGGCGUUUGUACUAAAAAAAUUAAAUUUUAUUGGGGUCACUGUGGGUGCUCUCACCUAAUCAAUGGUACAAAUAAUCUUAGUUAUAAUUAUAAUAUUCCUAUUAAAAUUAGAAUUAUAUAAAAGGCUAGGGUUUAAAAAAUGAUUUUUAACGAUAAUACAGCAAACACCAUAUUAUUUAUAAAGACGUUAUUGCAUGGAUAGCAAUAUCGAUAUUAUAAAUGUAUAUAUAAUCGGAAGGUAUGUUUUUGAAAAUAGAAAAAGAGAACGUGUUCAAUAACAUGCCAGGCAAAUAUUCCAGAAACGAUUUUAAGACAGUAUGACUAGUUAAAUAUAAAAAAUACAUAUUCAACUAUUAUAUAAAUCGUGGUAUAUAACAGUUAAUAAAAAAUAUCUAUUUAAAAAAAUCAUAGUAAAUUUGUUAGUUUGUUUUGGAUCUAUCUUAUAUGAUCUCAUUUAUUUAUGUAUUUAUUUUAUCAAAAUAAAAUUGCACUAAUAUCAAUGAAAUUUUGUUUUAUUCGAAUCAUUUUCAAAUAUUUACUUGAAAGAAUUAUGCUAGGCUAACUUGUGUAUAUAUCGUUUCGGAGUAUUUCGAAGCUGUUCUCGCAAUAAGGUCUUUAUAUUCGAAAUCGGUCUAUUCGCAUUCAAGGCUAUGAUAGACCUACGUCGCGAAAAGAAAAAUACUUGUACAGACCUACUUUUGUAAAUAAAUUUUAUUCGAGAUAAAAGUAAGAUAUUCAUCGGCUGGGAAUUUUCCGCCUAUUGAUGAAUAUUGUGCAUAUAGUGUUCCUUUCCUUUAGAUUGUAGCGACAGAUCGAAAUGAGUAAACUAGGGGAUAUCGGGCUUCACACUGGAAAUUUAAUAAAAACAUGUGAUGUAUCUCCCGAGAUAGGAAUUACAGAUAUGAAAAAAAGAACGUAAAACUUAAAUAAUUUUUUAAAAAUUUAAUAAUUUCAUCAGUUUCAGAUCUUAGCUCCAUGCGAAGAUAUUUCUAUAUGCACAUGUUUUCACAUUAUUGUAAAUAAGUGAUGAAGAUAAAAAUAUGCAUGUGCAUAUAUGUAUUAACAUUUAUGAAACUUCAAUAUUUAAAACGUGUUAUUUGCAAAAUUUCUAUAACACUGAUCAUUUUCAAGUUAACUUUUGGAAUUACAGUUUUCUAUUUUAAAUGGAAUCUAUAUAUAUAUAUAUACAUAUAUAUAAUUAUAUAUAAAUUUCUCGUAUAUAUAUGCAUACAAACAUAUAAUGUGUAUGCACAUAUAUACACAUAUAUACAUAUACAAUCUUGAAAAGAAAGAAAAUGGCAAAUUUUCUAUCUGACGAUGUUGACAACCUCUGAAGAUACAUCUAGAAUGAAAAACCUUUGAUAAUCAGAAAUUUGCACAUAUAGAAUUUAUUUUCACAUUUUGAUAUAUGUUAAUAUAUGUGUAUUUUUGAGUUAGCUUGCAUUAAUAAUAAAUAAGCUAAAAUUUGUAUGAUACAUACCUUUGAAAUAUUGUUAUUUUGUAUCGAUAUGUUUCUGUGCAUCACAAUUUCUUUCAACUUUGUUUUAUCGUUGAGUUGCGGUAUAAACUGCUAAUCAUUGUCGUCAGUUUGACUUUUUAUUAUACUGUGUUCAAUAAGUAGUUCCAGAAAAUGUGUCGGUUGAAUUACGAAAGAUGUAAAUUGCAUGACGUUAAUAGCAAUAUUUACCCAAGGCCUUAAGAAAAUCGUGCACCAUAUUGAUUCGUAUAUAAUCAAAUUUUAUACGAUGAGAAAGAAUCAAAAUUUUUCGUGGGAGAAAUAUAUAUAUAUGUAUAUUUUGCAGAAUAAUUAUCUUAUAACGCAAUCUUAUUUAAACAAUAAUUGCGUUAGUAACAAUUCAGUAUGCGAAAAUAAAUUCUGUAUAUCUUCUUGCACAAUUUAGCGGUAAACUGAUUUAUUGUUUCAUAAGAAUGUAAAUCAGAUAUCCGUAUGUAAAAAAAGAUACUGCCAGAGUGAUACCGCCCAAGACCCCUUGCUUGUGUAGUGGUUAUAAACAUUUGUAUCUUUUGUGAUUAAAAGAAAAGAUAUACUUAAAGAGCGACUCGUGCAGAUUAUACAGAUUUUAUAUAAAGGUGUGUGUGUGUGUGUAUGUACACGUACACGCGCAUACACACACCAGUGUGCAACGCUAGCGCACAGCGAAUGAUUAGACACAGUCAAGUUUCUAUGCAUAUAAUUACUAUAAUUAUUGAGAUUUAGAUUUUAAUAUUACUUGUAUUAAGCGCGACUAUUGUAUAUUAUUUGUAUAUAUGGUAAAUAGAAUAAUAAUAUAAGAAAAAGUGGCAGAUACUUAUUGGCCAGUUAUAAUAGUAAAAUGAUUAUCCUAAUUAUUUCUCAGAACCAAAACGUACACGAGAUGUAUGAGGAUACUUUAAAUUAGAGAAUGUAACAUGUAAAUGGCUGAUGAACGAUAAUAACAAGUACAGUCGAAUAUUGUACUGUUAUUUCUCUAAUAGAAUUAUUACUUACUUAUUAAAGAAAAACAUAAUUACCUAAAGAAGUUUAUUCAACUGUAAGCUUUACUUAGGAUUGCCAAGAAGUAGUAUACGCAACUCUGUUGCGAUUGUACAUAGGCAAUGUUUACCUAUACCUAGCUAAUAAUACCCCUAAAAUAUUAUACACAAUACACCAUCUUAGUUUAUAAGAGUCCUAGAGAUUUAUAGACAUUUCGUGAAAAAAACUACAAUUAAAAAUAACAAUAAAGACAGCAUCUCAUUUGCGUUAUACAACAAAUGAUAAUUGAACAUAAAAGAUAAAAUUUCUCACUUAUAUUACCACAAUAAUUUACAUAAUGUAAUUUACUUACAUGUUACUGUAAAAUAAUAAUAUGCAAUAUUGUAUUUAGAGAUAAUUUUUACAUUUUUUUCUUUCUUUAGCAGACGGCUAAGGCUGAAUGCCGUAUGCCGCUUUAUAUAAAUUUCCGUCGCAAUAAUAGAAGAUAAUUCAUUAUUAUAUUAUUUAACGAGACUUUUAUAAAUCUCUGCGACUCUAAGAUUACAAUACCUAUUUAUCUAUCGUUAGGAGGCCUAUAAUUUGAUUUUACAAUGCUCUACGAAAAAACAGUUAAUCCGCGAUCGCGGGAUUACGAGUGUCAUCUUGUUCGAGGCCUGGAAACGUUACGAAACAAGAUAAUCAUGUAACCGUAUCGACUCAUGGUGUAUCGGCUGCGUCUUUGUUACAUAACAUACGGAACAUAUUGGAUAUAUCCACGUGAUUAUGCAUUACAUAUUUAUGGCGAUGCAUUGGAAGUUUAUUCACGCGUACGCCGCAGAAUUUUUUACCAAAUCAUAUCAAAGGAUCCAAUUUCAGCGGUAUUUCCUGAAAAAUCUGAGGUUUUUGCUCAGCAAAUACAUCAUGAGUACUGACAUCGGUCCAUGUUAUAAGGUCUGUCCGUUUUGUAAUGCGCUUCUUGUACUACAAGCGAGUGAUAGUGUGCACUCGAGCCUGUGGAAGCAAAUUAAAAGAUAAAAACUAAAUAUAAAAAGUGCAACUUGACGAACAGAUCUGCAGUUCGCAAAACGUGGAAAAGCGCGCAUUAUAAAUUGAAAAAAGAAGAAGAAGUACAUUGAUAUCAUUAAUUUUACAUUCGCAUACAUAAAAAAUUUUAAUAAAGACCAGUUUUUAAACAUGUAUGACAGACACAACAUUGUUUCUUGAUAACGGUUAGAAUCAUUCAAUAAAAAAGCAUAAAACAUAAA